AUGGGCGCUGACCCUUUGCCGCCUCCUGCUCCUGUUGCCGCUUUCUGUCCCACUAGUCAUAUCGCCACUUCAUUCACUGCUCCUGUAUUAUCGAGCCAGGUUGGCCUAGCUCACCCUAGUGGUCUUUUUCAUAUUUGCUCUAUCCAGCCACAAGACCAACCGGGCUCAAUGGGUACCGUUUUUUCUUCCGGACCAGUGAGUCCUUCUAGUUCCCUCGUUAAAAUACCGGUAUCACAACCAUCAUCUUCAAUUCUAAAUACAACAACCCUGCAAUGUCAACCUCCAUCCUCGUCCCAUCUGGUAUCAUUGCGCCAUCGAAGCGUCGUGUCACAUUCGUCGCUUUCAGCUUCGGCACCUCCUAUUGGAACUUUAGAAGUGACUGGGUUGGGGACGGAUGAGACAUUGGUCGCCCAAUCUUUGGGCACCUCUUCUGCUUUUCAGUCAAGGUAA
This is a messenger RNA of Protopolystoma xenopodis, 450 nucleotides long. NCBI's taxonomy places the organism in Eukaryota, Metazoa, Platyhelminthes, Monogenea, Polystomatidea, Polystomatidae. The record is from the annotation of a GenBank genome assembly.